CUGUCAGACUGGGCUAGGGUUGGCAGUGCUUUGUCAUUCGCGGGUGUUGCCUUCCACCAGCAGGCGAGUGGGAGGCUGCUCGGGACGCCGCCUGUGUUAGCUCUGGCGGAGGGAGCUCCGAGAGCUUCCUGGUUGUUGCCUUCUCAAAGCACUUGGGCUGCCGGGCGCAGCCAGGGCUGGCCCUGUAAGGGGGCUACGCAGGGAGAGGUGACCGAUGGCAGACAUCGAUACCCCAAACGGGCGGGCUCUCACCGAGUUUGCAGAAGAUUUAUUACAGGAACUUCAGGUACACUUUCAAGCUCUGACUGAGACAAUAACUCUCAAAAUGGAAGAAAUGGGGAAUCGAAUUGAUGACUUACAGAACAAUGUAACUGAUCUCAUGAUAGAAGCAGGGAUCCAAAAUACAGACAAAGAGCAAAUGACUUGAAUUACUGUAAUGUUAAAAGAUGCAAAGUGCAUUCUUUAUGGAUAAAGAUUCUGCUGCACAGAAGCUGUUCCUACAAGAGAAAUCUUGUCAAAACAGUUUGAAAAUUUAAGCAUAUGAUAUGAUAGACAAUAUUACUGUUUCAAAUGUAUGUUUGUUUUAGUAACUAAUUAGAUUUGUUUGUAGAAAUUCAGUUCUUAAAUUACUUUUAAGAUUGAUAAGGAUGUUUAUAAAAAUGUCUUUCAGGGAGCACAUAUCAAUACAUAAAUAUUUUCAUCAAAGAUGAUAAUAGCUGAAAUUCACAUAAUGCUUAAAAAUGUGCAAGUGCUUUUGAUAUGUAUGAUCACAUUUGUUCCUCAUCAUGAUCCUGUGAAGGAGGUACUGCAGGUAUAAUUAUACCUAUUUUACAAAUGAGGAAACUGAAGGAAAACUCUAAGCCAUUAUUACAAAUGGACCUUUGGCCUCCAGAAGUCAUUAUCCUUAAAUGAGAUACCCAGUCAGUCUCUUAAAAAUGGAUGUUCAUUUUCUAUUGUAUGGUAUAACAUCCUUACCUUUGGUUUAAUACUCAUGAUAGUUCACUGCUAAUCUUCGGGGGGGAAGAAAUCUUGAAGAAUCUUAGUUAUAAUUUACAAAUUUACCAUGGCUAAAAUGCCCAAAAAAGCUUCAAGAAAUCAAUUGAACAAGUGAAAUAGCACUUAUGGUCUAUCUAGUGAUUUUGAAACAUACUAAUAUAUUGUUCAUCUUGGACUAUCAAAAAUACAAUGGAGUCUUUUAAAAAAAACAACUGCCGAAUCAAGCCAAUCUCCUAUUAUAGGCUGACAUUCUACAUCUUUUCAUUCAUUCACCUAAACUCAACACACCCAUUUUUAUGGGGAAUCCAGUAGGGUAAUCAUCUGAAACAAUUAUACAAUGGUACCUCCUUUUACUAAUUCUGUCUGACUUUUCUAUAGUAACUGUUUUCCCUAGUACCCUGUUAUAACAAAGAUUAGAAUAUCCUCUUAUAAGCAUGAUAACAUAUAUAAUGCAUAAGGUUUAAAAGUUAUUUAAGCACCCUAGAAAUUCUUAUCACCUUUAUUUAAGUAGUAAACUGCUAUAGCUGAACACAAGUUUUAAGUAUGAGAUAGUUUAUAGUAUACCCAAAUAGAACAUAUACAUUUCCACAACUAAUAAUAUUCAUACGUUUAAAUAAAAGUAUCUUAAUUUUUCCAAAUGUGUUCAAACACUGUCUUAAAUUUCAAAUCACAAAUAAUAGUUUUUUUCUGAACACAAUUUUUAUAUUCAGAAGAAAGAAUCUGGAAGUAAAAAAUUCUGGUACUAUUACAGAAAUACGUGGGGAAAUUGUUGGAAACAUCUGGAAACAAACAUCUUCAAAGUCAGUUUCUGAAAUUAUAAAAUAACUUCAGUUAAAUGUGAAAAUGCCACACAUAAAUGUCAAAGAUCAGAUGAUUAUUAUUUUUUAAAAUGUUAACAGUGCAGGGAAAAUAUUAUAAAUUGUACUGAGUACUACAUUGUUGUUUCUCAGUACUUAGUGCUGCUUUAUAGCUUUUUAAUGUUUAUAAAAUGCAUAUUUUCUUUGUAUCUACUUUAUAAGAAAUAAAAUUAAGUCUUCUUAAACAUA
Messenger RNA from Phascolarctos cinereus (koala), 2042 nucleotides. It is a transcript of the gene HSBP1L1, whose product is annotated as heat shock factor binding protein 1 like 1. The record is from RefSeq and is a predicted model, not a curated record. Lineage: Eukaryota; Metazoa; Chordata; Mammalia; Diprotodontia; Phascolarctidae. Gene Ontology annotation, cellular component: nucleus; cytosol. Gene Ontology annotation, biological process: cellular heat acclimation. Gene Ontology annotation, molecular function: transcription corepressor activity.